CGACCCUAUAAAUUGUGAGCCUUCGUUUCCCCCAUCUUUACCAUCACAACCAUAAUUCCAAGUCCAACUCAGUUUUUUCUUUCAUACACCCAAUUGCCAAUGGCUUCCUCCUCCGCCGCCGCUUUCCUCACCACCGUAGUAGUCAUCUCACUGCUCGCCUCCACGUCAUCCGCCUCCAGCAGACCCCUCUCCGCCGCCGCCGCCGGCGCAACGACCAACACGGAGUUCAUCCGCACGUCCUGCAUCGCCACCACGUACCCUCAGCUGUGCUACAACUCCCUCUCCGCCCACGCCACCAAAAUCCAGACCAGCGCCAAGCUCCUCGCCUCCACCGCCCUCGACGUCACCCUAGCGUCAGCGAAGUCCACCACCGCCGCCAUGGUCAACCUCCAACUGUCCCACGGCAUCAGCCCCCGCGACUCCGCGGCGAUGCGCGACUGCGUGGAGGAGCUGGGGGACUCCGUCGGCCAGAUCCGACAGUCCAUCGACGAGAUGCAUGCCUCCAAGGGCGGCGCGGAUUUCGAGGUGAUGAUCAGCGACGUCCAGACGUGGGUCAGCGCGGCGUUGACCGACGAGACCACGUGUAACGACGGGUUUGCCGGGAAGGGCACGGCGGCCGCCGGAGAGAUGAAGACGGCGGUGAGAGGGAAGAUUGAGACGAUUGGUCAGCUCACCAGCAACGCCUUGGCUCUCAUCAACGCCUAUGCCACUCUCCAUCACUAGACUAAUUAUAUAUAUUUUACACUUCGUGAUAAUUAGUUGUUUGCGAGUUUACUAGAUGUUGGCUAGCUAGUGAUGAUCUGUUAGUAAGUGAAAAAGUGUGCGAGUUUUCUGGGCAUGUACGUAACGUGUACUUUAAGAAAAAAAGUUACAAUGG
Molecule: messenger RNA, 877 nt
Organism: Linum trigynum
Lineage: Eukaryota; Viridiplantae; Streptophyta; Magnoliopsida; Malpighiales; Linaceae
Source: the annotation of a GenBank genome assembly